Molecule: messenger RNA, 1494 nt
Organism: Aspergillus aculeatus ATCC 16872
Lineage: Eukaryota; Fungi; Ascomycota; Eurotiomycetes; Eurotiales; Aspergillaceae
Product: ribosome biogenesis protein LTV1
Exons: 2
Coding region: 1-1494 (497 amino acids)
Biological process (GO): ribosomal small subunit biogenesis; ribosomal small subunit export from nucleus
Cellular component (GO): preribosome, small subunit precursor; cytosol; nucleus
Source: RefSeq, a predicted model, not a curated record
AUGCCUCCCCGGAAGCAGUGGAUCGACAAGAAAAACGCAACCACCUACCAACUCUUCCACCGCUCCCAACAUGACCCUCUCAUCCACGACCCCAGCGCCGACGACCGCGUGCUCGCUCCGGUGUCCGGCCCUGCCCCUACCAGCAGCGCCGCCGCCGACGCCCACCGGGGCCAGAACCUGGCGACGCUGACCCAGCAAUUCGGCCCCGGCGCCGUCCGCAAGAACGAAGGCGAGGCGGCCAACUACGGCAUUUUCUACGACGACACCAAAUAUGACUACAUGCAGCACCUGCGAGAGCUGGGGACUGGCGCCGGGGACGCGCACUUCGUCGAGGCCAAGAACAACCAGGCCGCCUCAGGCAACAAGGGCAAAAUGAAGCUGGAGGAUGCGCUGCGGCAGGUGUCGCUAGACGACGGGCAGAGUAGUGAGUUCGGGGGCAGCUACGCGCCCAGCGAGAUGCGGUCGACGGCAACGGCGUUCUCGCGGAAGCCCACCUACCAGGACCAGCAGAACGUGCCGGAUGCGAUCGCGGGCUUCCAGCCGAACAUGGACCCGCGGCUGCGCGAGGUGCUAGAGGCGCUGGAGGAUGAGGAGUACGUCGACGAGGCGGACGAUGACGAUCUGUUCGGGCAGUUGACCACGCGGGCGGAGGAGAUGGACCAGGGCGACUGGGAGGAUACCCUUUACGAUGAUUUCGAUGAAGAAGAUGAUGAGGGGUGGGAGUCGGACGCGACGGAGAAGGCGCCCGUGCAGACGGACACGACGGCCGCUAAGGCGCAGUACGAAAAACGAGCUGCAGCCGGGGCCGGCGGCGAUGCGGAGGAGAUGAUGCCGGAACAUGACGCCCCGGCGCCGGACAUGCACCCCGAGGAUCAGGGCUGGAUGCGCGAGUUCGCCAAGUUCAAGAAGGACGUCAAGGCCGGCGUCGCCAAGCCCGCCGUGCCCGCCGCCGCCCCUAGUGUCGUGCCCUCCGAGCAGCAGAGCACGCUGGCGUCGACGGUGUUCACGGUCGGCGGCACGCCGAUCCGUCGCAAGAAGCGCAAGGGUGCCCUGACGAACCCCUCGGCGUACUCGAUGACCUCAUCGGCCCUGGCGCGCACCGAGGGCCACCGGCUGCUGGACGAUCGCUUCGAUCGCGUGGAGCAGCUGUAUGCGCUGGACGAGGAGGAUGAGUUCGACGACAGCAUGUCCAUGGUCAGUGGCAUGACCGGCAUGACUGCCAUGACCGGCAUGUCGGCCAUCUCCGAGGCCCCCAGUCUGGUCGAUGCCAAUGGGCAGACGGUCAACCCCCGCCACAACUUCACUUCGGUCAUGGAUGACUUCCUCGCCGGCUGGGAUGACAACACCGGGUCCCAGGCCAAGCGCAAGGGUGUCAAGUACAAGCGCGGUAAGCACGGCAACGAGGCCAUCGGCAUCCGCAUGCUGGAUGAGGUGCGCCAGGGCUUGGGCCCGGCGCGUCUGGGUUCUUCGGGACGAGUCCCUGGACGGGCGUAA